This is a messenger RNA of Rhododendron vialii, 1851 nucleotides long. RefSeq names its product blue-light photoreceptor PHR2. Gene Ontology annotation, molecular function: DNA binding; FAD binding. Bases 198 to 1592 code for a protein of 464 amino acids. Gene Ontology annotation, biological process: photoreactive repair. The transcript has 4 exons. Lineage: Eukaryota; Viridiplantae; Streptophyta; Magnoliopsida; Ericales; Ericaceae. The record is from RefSeq and is a predicted model, not a curated record.
UUAGUGGGAAAAAAAGUUUGGUGGAAGAGGAAAAGUGGGCCAUCAUAAGUAAUACAGACAACGGCUUCAUAUCCCCUCGCAUUUGCCACCAAACUCACCUUCACCUUCACAACAUAAACACAGCAAGUUAGAGAGAGACAGAGAGAGAGAGAAGCAGAGGAGGAGGAGAUACACAAGAGCUUAUCUUCAACCUGAAAAUGGACUCCAAGAACCAAACCCUGGAAAAACCAGAACCCCAAACACCAUCAGAUGACCAAACCGAGCUUCUUCCCAUCUUACCCUUCAACCCUCUCCCAACCGCUUCACUCUCCCUCUCUCUCUCCCCAACCCUCCUCCUACCCACACCAAACUUCCUCAUCCCUCCCAAAAUCACCUCCCUUCUUUUCAUUAACCCCAAAAGUGUCAAAAUCCCCACCCAAAUCUCCUCUCUCUCCUCCCUCUCUCUCUCCUCCACCUUCUCCCCUCCGAAACCCUCCCACAAAUCCACCAUCUCAUCCAACCCUCUCCAAGCCCCUCUCUCUCUAAACCCCCGCCGCCCAUCCGACCCCACCAACCCCGCCGGCAUUCGUCGAUGCUCCAUCGUAUGGUUCCGAAACGACCUCCGUGUUCACGACAACGAAACCCUAAACUCCGCCAACAACGAAUCCGGGUCCGUCCUGCCCGUCUACUGCUUCGACCCAAGGGAUUACGGGAAGUCCUCAACCGGGUUCGAUAAGACCGGACCCUACCGGGCCACGUUCUUGAUUGAAUCCGUUUCGGACCUUAGGAAGAACCUUAGAGAACGUGGGUCUGACCUAAUUGUUAGGAUUGGGAAGCCUGAGAGUGUAUUGGUUGAGUUGGUUAAAGAAACCGGGGCGGAUGCGGUGUUUGCGCAUAGAGAGGUGUCACAUGAGGAGGUUAAGGCUGAGGAGAAGAUUGAGGAGGCGUUGAAGGAUGAGGGAGUUGAGGUGAAGUACUUUUGGGGGAGUACUUUGUACCAUAUGGAUGAUUUGCCGUUUAAGUUGGAGGAAAUGCCAACGAAUUAUGGUGGGUUCAAGGAGAAAGUGCAGGGGUUAGAGAUUAGGAAAACUAUCGAGGCGUUGGAUCAGUUGAAGGGGUUGCCGUCUAUGGGGGAUACUGAAGUUGGGGAGAUUCCGUCGUUGGUUGAUUUGGGUCUCAACCCAAGUGCUACAUUGGGUCAGGAUGGCAAGCCGGCUGCCAAUGCUUCUCUGGUGGGAGGAGAAACUGAAGCAUUGCAGAGGCUUACAAAAUUCGCAGCUGAAUGCCGAGCGCAACCAAACAAUGGAACCAAGAAUGGCAACAAUGACAGCAUUUAUGGUGCAAACUUUUCCUGCAAAAUCUCUCCAUGGCUCUCUAUGGGAUGCCUCUCCCCCCGCUCAAUGUUUGAUGAUUUGAAGAAAUCCAUUUCCAGGACAAUUUCUGCUGCCUCAAACCAGAAAGAUGGUGGCAGUGGGCCUUCUGAUACUGGGAUGCACUGGUUGAUGUAUGAGUUGUUAUGGAGGGAUUUCUUCAGAUUCAUCACCAAGAAAUACAGCGCAGGUAGACAACAGAGUACCACUCCAGUCACGGCUUAUGCAGGUGCCACUGCUUAAGCAGAAACUUGAAAACAAAAAUCAGACUCUUGGUGGGGGUGUAUUCCGUUUGCUAAUGAUAUUUCAGCCUGUAGCCAUUUAGGUUUUGGAUUACGGUUCUUUCUUAAAAAGUGAGCUGCAUCACUGUCAAAUAAUUUGUUGCACAUGGAAGGAAGCUUUGGUGUUCUUGAGAAGGUCGUUAUGGUCGCUUCGCCCCUUAAAACAUUUCGGAUGUUAAUUUAUCUCCUCGUGAAUAACAGAUCCGUGUGGUUCUGCUUUC